AUGGAGGGAAUUCUAAAAAGUAAAGGGUUGCGCAUAAGUCGUACGAAAACUGAACAUUUGCGACGCGACUUUAGUGGGACAUUGCCGAUUGGGGAGCCAGAGGUGUCCAUUGGUGAAGAAGUUGUAACAAGUACGACCAAGUACAGGUAUUUAAGAUCGGUUAUUCAAAGUAAUGGAGAGAUUAACGGGGAUGUUAUCCAUCGAAUACAAGCAGGUUGGAUCAAGUGGAGAGCAGCCACCAAGGUUCUAUGUGAUAGGAAGUUUUCAAGUAGGUUAAAAGGUAAAUUUUACCGAGUGGCAAUCAGAUCUGCUUUGUUGUAUUGGGCUGAAUGUUGGCCCGUAAAGAAGACUUUUGAACAUAAGAUAGAAGUAACAGAAAUGUGUAUGCUGAGGUGGAUGUGCGGUUACACAUUGAUGGAUCGGAUUAGGAAUCAGGAUUUUAGAGAUAACCUAGGGGGAUGCUCCUAUUUCUGCAAAGAUGCACGAAAAUAG
Amaranthus tricolor (Joseph's coat) is the source of this 492-nucleotide messenger RNA. RefSeq lists its product as uncharacterized. The record is from RefSeq and is a predicted model, not a curated record. The coding region runs from base 1 to 492 and encodes 163 amino acids. The transcript has a single exon. Lineage: Eukaryota; Viridiplantae; Streptophyta; Magnoliopsida; Caryophyllales; Amaranthaceae.